Molecule: messenger RNA, 1083 nt
Organism: Colletotrichum siamense
Lineage: Eukaryota; Fungi; Ascomycota; Sordariomycetes; Glomerellales; Glomerellaceae
Product: putative transporter
Exons: 6
Coding region: 1-1083 (360 amino acids)
Biological process (GO): transmembrane transport
Cellular component (GO): membrane
Molecular function (GO): transmembrane transporter activity
Source: RefSeq, a predicted model, not a curated record
AUGAUUUGCGGCUUUAUUGUCAUUGGCAUGGCCUUCCUCAAACAUUGGGGCCAGAUGGUUGCUCUGCGAGUCAUUCUUGGGGCUCUUGACUCCGGUUUCUUCCCUACUUGUGUUUACCUUCUCAGUACCUGGUACACUCGCUACGAGGUUGGCAAGCGCUACUCAGCCUUUUACAUUGUGGUGUGUCUCGCCACAGCGUUCUCUGGAAUCCUGGCAUUUGGGUUCACCAAAUUGGAAGCAAAGGCGGGACUCAGGGGUUGGUCAUGGAUUUUCCUCAUGGAAGGCAUCAUCACCUGUUGUCUCGGAGUCCUUUGCUAUUUCGUGUUGGUCGGUUUUCCCGACUCCAAAAAGCGAACCUGGGGAUUUCUGUCUCAGCAAGAGAUUGCAUGGGUUGUGUCUCGUGUUCAAGAAGAUCGCGGGGAUGCAAAGCUCCCCGCUCUUAGUGUGAAAGGAUUUCUGAGAGGCGGGGCUGAUGUCAAGGUCUGGGCAUUUGCGUUGAUUUACUUCAAUCAGGCCCUUGUCAACUUUGCUUUGUCAUUCUUUCUCCCCAUUAUCUUGAAGGAGAACAUGGGCUUCAGCACUGGCAAAGCCCAGAUCAUGAUCGCUCCACCGUACGUUCUCGGUGCGGUUCUCAUGUGGAUUUCCGGGUGGCUAGGAGAUCACUUCAUGGUACGUGGUCCCAUCAUCAUAGGAGACAUGGUUGUCGCCAUUGUUGGAACCGCUCUGGUCGGAUUCCAUAACGACGUGGCUGUACGCUACACCGGCGUCUUUCUUCUUACUGCCGGCUCUUUUUCUUCUAUUCCUGUCGUCAUGGCCUAUCAAGCAAACAACAUCCGAGGACAAUGGAAGCGGGCAUUCUCUAGCGGCCUGGUCGUUGCGUUCGGUGGUGUUGGCGGCAUCGCCGGUUCUCUCAUUUUCCGGAGUCAAGAUAAGCCCAGCUAUCUCCCAGGCUUAAGCACCUGCAUGGGAUGUGCCGUCUUGAAUAUCAUCAUUAUUCUGGGCCUCAGCGCUUACUUUUACUACUGGAACGCUAAGGCUGAGCGUGGUGAGGUUGAGCUUGAAGCCUCAGAGGCAAGAAACUGA